AUGUCAGAAGAUCCUGAAUCGAUGGACCCGGAAACCGAAACGAAAGUCCGGGCCAUCAUCGAGAAACAAUUCGAGCAGGAGAUUCUCUCCAAGCAGUCAGAAGUUGAACUCAUCAACGAACGGAUCUAUCUCACCAAGCAGGUUCUGAAUCGUCUGAGAAUCGCUAUAAUAGCGAAGUACUUCGCAACCCCCGAGUUGGCUGACGAUGAGAAGACUUGGAGCAGCGACCUUGACAACUGUAUCCAUCCAACAGUACGGUCGUAUUUCGCCGGAAAAACUCCUCGAGAGCCGCGUACCAAAUCGGAGAGCGAGGUGAGGGCCACCUACGAUCUGCCCGAGAAGCUGAGCACCGCAACGCUCCUGAAGGAAGAGCCGGUGGCCAGGAGACCCACGGUGAAGUCACUCCAGUCGGUGCGGUUCAUCAUCGGUAACGUUUCGAAGUACAUCGGACGUGACGAUCCCGAAAAUCGGGUGACGCAUCUCUGGAUGACCUACGUGCGACUACAUCCCGACAGCAAAGAAAAGAUCGAAGAGCUCGUUUCCAAAGUCCGAUUCUUCUUGCAUCCGAGUUAUGCUCCGCAUGACGUCAUCGAAGUUGCGUACCCAUUCCACUUGAAGCGUAAGGGUUGGGGGGAAUUCCAGCUGAGAGCCCAGAUUCAUUUCAUCGACCCCCUCAAUAAGCCAGCAGACGUACUCCACGAACUCAAACUCGACCAGCACAAGAGGGGUAUCCAGACUAAUGGCGGGGAAACUCAUCUCGAAGUGAAGCUUCUCGUGGAAAAACCGCUCGAUAGUCCGGUCACGAAAAAUCCGGAACAGCCGGAACCGGGAAGCAUCUCAAUAAAACAGGAAGUGCUCGACAACGAUGAAAACAGCGUAUUCGACGAAACUCAUCACCCGGAGCCGGAUCACUUCGACUUGGAAGCGCAUGGGCACGACUAUUGUUUCACCCCGAUUUCCAGUGGAGCUCCUUUUCUAUUGGUCGCGUCAGGCUCCGCUAUGCUCCGGGAUAACCCACCUGGCGUACGCAUAAUGAAAGGAGAGUCCUUGUUGAAGAACAGAUCCUUCCAGCACAAUGCUCAAACCGCUCAGAUUGUCACUCCGUGGCAAGAGGCGGUCCUCGAAUGGGAACAAGCGCUGAAAUCAUUGGACUUCUCGCGGCCUGUCAUGAAAGUCGUGGAAACCCUCGCGAGCCGUCUUUUCAAGCUAGUGGGCGAUAAAGCCGUCGGAGAUCUCAGCUUCCAAGUCUCAUCCAUUGAGGAAUUCAUUGAGUUUCCGCUGGCGAAACAACGAGCGAUCGAGUGGUUCCGCGCGAGUCAUAUCCGCAGAGUUCUGCGGAAAAAUGGCGUCGGUGAACUGCCGAGUACCCGAGCGAUCGUUGUUCAUCUCCGAAAACACGGGUUCACUCCACUCCACGACGGGACGGAAAUGAUCGGUGUGCCGAUAGAACAGAAGUUCGAGAGUCUGUCGGUGGCCGAGCUGCCGAACGGAGUGGAAUCGCUGGAAGUUUCCAGUAUUCGGGAGAAAACCGAGACCUUAUGCGAAAUCGACAUUCUCGGUUCGGAUUCCGAUGACGAAGCCCCGAGUAGCAAGAACCAAGUCGGUGCGCCUCUGCUGCGGUUUAUCCACGACGCCAUGAAAGAAAUCUCGGACGAGCCCAACCUGUCCGAGGACAGAAAAGAACUCGAAGAGACACUGAGAACUCUGUUUGGAGCGUUGCGUAGUUUCUCCUCGGAUCUCUUGAGGAAAUCUCUCGCACAGUCUUUCGCACGGAAUAGCUCAACGCACCAGGUGGACGGUAUACUGCCGUCCGAUAUCCAUGAGGCGAUCACGUCACAUGAACUCUUCGAUUUCUUAUCGAACGACGGUCUGGGUACGAUAUCGGAGAAGCAGCCCGGAACUACAUAG
Molecule: messenger RNA, 1908 nt
Organism: Galendromus occidentalis (western predatory mite)
Lineage: Eukaryota; Metazoa; Arthropoda; Arachnida; Mesostigmata; Phytoseiidae
Product: YEATS domain-containing protein 2-like
Exons: 3
Coding region: 1-1908 (635 amino acids)
Biological process (GO): regulation of DNA-templated transcription
Source: RefSeq, a predicted model, not a curated record